GGGACAGCACGUCGUCACGCGAUUCGCUGCAGCGCGCUCUGCCUACUAAGCCCGGGCAUGCCGUGGCGGCCGUCAGUUGCUCGACUUGGCCGAAAGGUUUGCCUGCUUGCGUAUGUGAUGUGCUGAUGGGAAUUCAUGACCAAUUUUGAGUGGAGAAUCCUCACGCAACCAUGCGCAUGUAUCAGUAGCGUAGCCAUGCCCGGAGGAAUCGCCCCUUCCGUUCUGUUACUUGUGGAAGGUUCUGAACACGGACCAGUAAGGAGUUAAAUAACUUACUACCAGCAUUUUUUGAUCGUGGCCGUGGAAUAUGCAUGAUGAGCACCGCGUGGAGAGACAAGCAGGAACACCACCUUAUCAACUUCAUUGGCGCGUUCCUGGCCGCCAACUUGUAUCGCCUAAACUUCCUGUCGAUAUCUCCUGACUUCAUCUUCAACAAUGGGGGGCUAUCAGUUGCUUUCAUCUUUGAGACGAGCUGGGAUUGUGGGAAUGCAGCUGCUGUUUUUAGCAGGGUGAAUGCAUUGAAGAGGCAGUUCAAAAAUCUCUAUGUCGUUGUCUCUGUUCCCACGGUGGAGCAAAUCGAAUCGUUUAAUCAGUCUUAUUUCAAGUAUGGCAUGGAGCUUGGCUCCCCUACAUUUGUGUCUGUUAACGAUCCAGAGAUGGGAUUUGAGAUGAUGCUCAAGAUUGCUCAUGCCCGUGGAGUAUGCAAGCAGCAGGACAUUAGCUCAACAAUGAGGAAUGAGCAGGAGCAAGCAGUUCAGUGCAUGGAUGCCUAUGUACGAGUGCUCACCUCUAUUCCUGGUAUUGAUGAUCACGAUGCCAAUAUGCUUGCCCAAGCUAUUGGCUCCAUUGAAGCAAUUGCAAAAGCAUCCGAGAGUUCUAUCCUAGAAAACACUGACCUCUCCAGGGAUAAGGCAGAGACAAUUGUCAGGUUCUUCAGGGAUCCGCAGUUCUACUUAAGCCCUAAAAUCAACUAAUUUUUGCAGGCAAAUUGAGGUCGAUUGGCUACUGAAUCUGCACUGGGACGAACUCCACCGACUGCCGAAGCCAUUGGUCCUCGUCGGCUACUGACUGCCCUGGUAGCGUUUAACGAUGCUAUGUUGCUGUAGAGUGCCACAGAUGUGUGUUUGUGAGGAUGUAGUGCAGCAACGAUGCCAUACUGCUUUUGCUUCGGAUUUUUUACUGCAAAAAAUCAGCUGGUUGGCUUAACACGGCGAUCGUUCGGACUGAUUUGCCCGACUCUUGUGCUGGAAUACUUGAACGGCAGCCCAGCCUACUCUGCAAAGAUGGCACACUGACUUACUCAAUUUGCUCAGAGCA
Triticum dicoccoides is the source of this 1317-nucleotide messenger RNA. RefSeq names its product DNA ligase-like protein. Bases 312 to 974 code for a protein of 220 amino acids. Lineage: Eukaryota; Viridiplantae; Streptophyta; Magnoliopsida; Poales; Poaceae. Gene Ontology annotation, biological process: resolution of meiotic recombination intermediates. The record is from RefSeq and is a predicted model, not a curated record. The transcript is spliced from 10 exons.